AAAAACCUUGAGCAUUAAAUUGAGACAAAAUUUCAAGUAUAUCCAUACCGUUAUAUAAUCUUAAUAAUAUAUAUUUUAUCAAUGUUUCAAAUAUCCUUAAUGCAAAAUGCAUUUGCUCCCCAAGCUUCUGAACUCUAAAUAGUAUAUAAAUAAUCGGCUUUUACAUAUAAUUUAACAUCUCUUGUUCAUAUGUUUUUCCACAUUCCUAUAUCUUUUCCAGCAAAUUUUAUAGUAGAUAAAUAUGGUACAAAGGCAGGUAAUACAAUUGCCUGUAUUUUGACUUUAACCGGUAGUUGGUUAAGAUUAUUGAUAAAUAAAAAUUUUAAUUAUGCAAUACUAGGUUAGGUGUUUGUAGGAAUUGCCAAUCCAUUUAUAGUUAAUAGUAUGAAUAAAAUUUCUAAUAACUGGUUUUAUCCUAUUUAAAGGCCUAUAAUAACUGGAAUUCUAUCAUUUUCAAGUAUAAUUACUGGUGUAAUAGGUUUAGUAAUUCCCGGUAUAUAUUUUCAAUCAUAUUAAGCUUUACAAGAUAAAAAAUACUCAUAUCAAACAGGUAAAAACCUAACAUUUAAACUGCUUUUUUAUUAAGCAUUAAUAGUAUCUUUUAUUGUUUUUUUGAAUUUUUAUUUUUUCUGUGAUAAACCGAAAACUCCUCCUUCUUAUUGUUCUUUCUAAAAAAGAGAGCCCUUUAUAAAAUCUUUAAAAAUUCUUAUAAUAAACAAAACCUAUAUUUUUAUUUCUAUUGCUUUUUCCUCUGUAUAUGGCACUUUUAUCGUUCUUUCGGUAAUUUUGGACUAAAUUUUAAACCCUUUUGGAUUUUUCUCCUCUCAUACAAGCUUAAUAGGGGCUAUUUUUGUCUUUUCGGGACUUUUAGGGACUGUUUAUUUUCUUAAUGAACUAAAGAACGAGAACAACUACCUUUAUUUAUUAAAAAAGUUGACUUUUUGUGGAAUAUUAUCAUUAGUAAGCUUUUAGAGUAUUCUUUUUUCUCAAAUAUUUAUCCUAGUGUGUCUUCCGACUUUCACUUUAGGUUUUUUUGUGAUUCCGUUAAUCCCUAUUAUUUUAGAAUUAGCAAAUGAGGUUUGUUUUCCUAUUGGAGAAGCAGUAAUUACUGGUUUUAUAUACAGUAUUUCUCAUAUAAUGGGCUUUUUAUUAGGUAUGGGGUUUUCAGUGAUUAUAUAGAAAUUUGAAGGGGAAAAAAUAGGUAGUGUAUUUUGCUGUUUAGGCUUUAUUUUAUUGUUUUUAAUUGCCUUUAUUUCGAUUUUUUUUAUUAAAUAAACUCUCAAAAGAACUUAAUUUGAAAAAAAGCCUAUUUAGAGGAAAAGGCAAGUUAACUUUCAGGAAGUUUAUUUUAAAGUGUAUGAAAAAUAAAAUAACAAUAUAUAUAAAUAAUAUACAUAUAUAAAUUAUUACUUCUUUUUUUUUUUUUUUUUUUCUAUAAAUAUUUUUAUAAAUUUUAUUAUAAUAUAUUAAAUAUUUCAAGUUAUUAUGAUAUUUCUAGUUCUUUUAUAAUUUUUAGAACAUCCUCGAAAUUAUAUUUCGGGUUAAUUAUUUAUUAUAUAUAUAAAUAGGUAAAACUUCCCAUUAAUAAUUAGCAAUCUAAUCUAUCAGAAAUUCCUAUUUUUUCAUUUAAUUUUAAAGUUCUUUUAAAUCCAGAAGCAAAAAAUCCACCAAAAGGUACUAUUAUAGACGAAAAAAAACUUAAAAUAAGCGAAUGUAUUUAAAAGACGGAAAUUUAUACAUCAUAAAGGACAAAAUUCCUUUCAAAAAUCUCAUUUGUAUUACAUUUUUUAAAAUCAAAAGGAAUAAAAGACAUCAAUUCAAAUUUGCAGGUUAAUUAAGGAUAUUUUUAUAUAAAAAUAGAAAAAAAAAAUGCAAAAAUUAAAGAAGAUAAAAAUCCUCCCAAAAAUCCUUCUAAAGAUUUAUUUUAGAAAAAUCUUCUUUUUCCAAAUACCUUCCCAAAAAUAUAACCAAAAACAUCAUUUACAAUGA
Molecule: messenger RNA, 1989 nt
Organism: Ichthyophthirius multifiliis
Lineage: Eukaryota; Ciliophora; Oligohymenophorea; Hymenostomatida
Product: major facilitator superfamily protein, putative
Exons: 2
Biological process (GO): transmembrane transport
Cellular component (GO): membrane
Molecular function (GO): transmembrane transporter activity
Source: RefSeq, a predicted model, not a curated record